Messenger RNA from Striga hermonthica, 1848 nucleotides. Lineage: Eukaryota; Viridiplantae; Streptophyta; Magnoliopsida; Lamiales; Orobanchaceae. The record is from the annotation of a GenBank genome assembly.
AUGUAUGGACGGGAUCCGUGGGGCGGGCCGCUGGAGAUUGCAGCGGACUCCGCCACCGACGACGAUCGGAGCAGGAACCUGCAGGACUACGACCGGGCGGCGCUCUCGCGGCCGCUCGACGAGACGCAGCAGAGCUGGCUGCUGGGGCCCGGGGAGCAGAAGAAGAAGAAGUACGUGGAUCUCGGCUGCAUUAUCGUCAGCAGGAAGAUCUUCGUCUGGACGCUGGGGACCAUCCUUGCCGCUGCCCUCUUGGCUGGAUUCAUCACCCUGAUUGUCAAGACGGUGCCCCGUCACCGCCACCGCCCACCGCCGCCGGAUAACUACACGCAGGCGCUCAACAAGGCCCUCAUGUUCUUCAAUGCUCAGCGCUCUGGAAGGCUUCCAAAGCACAAUAAUGUCUCAUGGAGGGGAAACUCGUGUUUAAAUGAUGGAAAGUCCGAUUCUUCAACUCUAUUUAAAGACCUUACUGGUGGUUAUUAUGAUGCUGGGGAUGCAAUCAAGUUCAAUUUCCCGCAGUCGUUUGCCAUGACCAUGUUGAGCUGGAGUGUCAUCGAGUACAGUGCAAAGUACGAAGCAGCUGGGGAGCUGAACCAUGUCAAAGAGAUUAUCAAGUGGGGAACAGAUUACUUCCUCAAGACUUUUAACCACACUGCUGAUACAAUAGAUCGAGUUGUGGCCCAGGUCGGCAAGGGGGACACCUCGGGCGGACCCGAGCCCAAUGAUCACUACUGUUGGAUGCGCCCGGAGGACAUCGAUUAUGAAAGGCCUGUUACUGAAUGCCACAGUUGCUCGGAUCUUGCUGCUGAGAUGGCUGCUGCUCUGGCUUCGGCAUCUAUUGUCUUCAAGGACAACAAGGCCUAUUCACAGAAGCUUGUCCAUGGUGCCAAGACCCUCUUUAAAUUUUCCAGGGAACAGCGUGGUAGGUACAGUGUGGGCAAUGAGGCGUCCAUGUUUUAUAAUUCGACAGGUUAUUGGGACGAGUUUAUUUGGGGUGCAACUUGGUUGUAUUAUGCCACGGGUAACUCGUCCUAUCUUCAGCUUGCUACAACUCCAGGUCUUGCUAGGCAUGCUGGUGCUUUUUGGGGAGGCCCGUUCUACGGGGUAUUGAGUUGGGACAAUAAGCUUGCCGGUACCCAAGUGCUUCUGAGUCGUUUAAGGCUAUUCCUGAGCCCUGGUUAUCCUUACGAAGAAAUUCUGAGGACUUUCCACAACCAGACCAGCAUAUUCAUGUGCUCGUUUCUACCCUAUUACACAUCAUUUAACAGGACACGAGGUGGCAUGAUCCAGUUGAACCAUGGGGCCCCUCAGCCGCUUCAAUACGUGGUGAACGCGGCCUUCCUGGCCACGGUGUUCAGCGACUACAUGAAAGCUGCCGACACUCCUGGAUGGUACUGCGGGCCCCACUUCUACUCGGCUGAUGUCCUCCGGGAAUUUGCGGAGACCCAGAUGAAGUACAUCCUGGGUAAGAAUCCGAGGAAGAUGAGCUAUGUGGUGGGGUUCGGGAACCAUUAUCCGAAGCACGUCCACCACAGGGGGGCCUCGAUUCCCAAGAAUAAGGUAAGGUACAACUGCAAAGGGGGGUGGAGGUGGAGGGACUCGAAGAAGCCCAACCCCAACACCCUGGUGGGGGCCAUGGUGGCAGGGCCCGACAGGCACGAUGGCUUCAAGGACAUCCGCACCAACUACAACUACACGGAGCCCACGCUGGCUGGCAAUGCUGGCCUUGUGGCGGCCCUCGUGGCUCUUUCCGGGGAGACGACUGUUGGAAUCGACAAGAAUACCAUAUUCUCAGCUGUGCCGCCAAUGUUCCCGACACCUCCGCCUCCUCCGGCUCCCUGGAAGCCUUAA